Messenger RNA from Diprion similis, 896 nucleotides. RefSeq lists its product as uncharacterized. NCBI's taxonomy places the organism in Eukaryota, Metazoa, Arthropoda, Insecta, Hymenoptera, Diprionidae. The transcript has a single exon. The record is from RefSeq and is a predicted model, not a curated record. Bases 1 to 750 code for a protein of 249 amino acids.
AUGCUGGCGUUUAUAUUCCGCGGUGUCUUUCUAGUCGGCAUUGUCUCCUGGUACAGCACGAGCGUUUGGAAGAUGAUCGACGGCUACUUCAAGGAUCGAUUCCAGAGUUACCUCCGGGCCGAGUACGACAAGAACCCACAAAUGCUCGCCGACCUCCAGGCCUACCGCGCGGCCGCUGGUAAGAAGAGUCCAUCCUUACCGACCGUCGUCGCGCCAGAACCGGACAUCACCGAAGCCGUUCGGGUCUGCUCGGCCGAAGUUUCCCCAGCCAGUAACAGCAUGGAUCAGAGGGAAGGAUUUUCGGACGGUGAAAAGCAGCCGGAAACUGCAACCGCAACCGAGUCGCCUCUGAUGGUCGAGAGGAAUGAGAGCAGGAGAGUAGAUCACGCCGACGAACAAUUGAAAAACGAUUCCACGAAGAGGAGAAAGGUCAAAGAAACGAGACCGACGAGACGUAGGUCCAUCGAACGAGGGCAGCCCGCGAAGAAGAGGCUGAAGACCAUCACCCUGACGGAGAAGGACUUCGCUUCGGCAAGGGUCAAGGUCACACCUAAGGACUUUGCCGAAUUUGAUACUAACGAGAACGCCGUGGAGAGAAUUGAAGACGAAUCUCACGGCGUUCUGGUGUCCAAACUUCCGUUCAAACCUAAAGCGGAUAUCGGAGAGCUUCGAAGGGUUUCGGAGGAGGAGUUCUGCCCUCUGACCUUAGAGGACGAGGUCUCCUGUCAGGAGACCAAAACUUGGCCUUGAUGCUUGAUUCGCACGUAUGUUAGGAUCUUGAACGAGUAUUGUGAAAUUUUUGCCAUUAAAAAACCAUUGGAUUUAAGUAAACCGAAACAAUUUCAAGACACUUUUUAAUUUGUCGCUGAGAUUCCUAGAUCUGACCAUCGUCGAAU